UGCGUGGUUGCUCCUGCUCGCUAUUCUUAGCCCCAGAGCUCGCGCCACACCACAACACGUACCUCCCGCGCGCGGGGCGUGCAAGCACACGGCUGCCCCGGCCCGCGCGCCCGUGCCGGCCGGCCAGCAGACAUGGACAUCGACCUCGACCGGGCGCGCGCGCUGCGCAUCCUCGGCCGCGGCGCCAUGGGCACCGUGUUCCUCGUCGCGGAGGGGCCCUCGGCCUUGCGCCCCAGCCGCUACGCCCUCAAGGUCUUCGACAAGCGCUCCGCCGCCCGCAGCAGGAAGCCUGACGCCGACCGCCGCGCGCGGUGGGAGAUCAGCGUGCUGUCCCGCCUUGCGCACCCGCACCUCCCCUCGCUCCUCGGCUUCACCGAGACGGACGACCUUCUCGCGUGGGCCGUCCCGUACUGCUCCGGCGGCGACCUCAACGAGCUCCGCUACUCGCUCCCCGACCGCAUCUUCUCCCCCGCGGCCAUCCGCUUCUACAUUGCCGAGAUCGUCUCCGCGGUCGCCGAGCUCCACGCCGCGGGCGUCGUGUACCGCGACCUCAAGCCCGAGAACGUGCUCCUCCGCGCCGACGGCCACGUCACGCUCACCGACUUCGACCUGUCCCGCCUCCUCCACCCCAGCAGGUCGUCCGCGGAGUCGUCGUCGCCCCCGCGGCCAGCGUCGUCCCGCGGCCACCACAACCGCCGGUCGCGCGUCCCCGCGCGGAGCGACUCGGUUCUCAGCCAGCAGGUCAAGUCGUACUCCAACUCCAACAACUCCAGGCCCCCUCACCAGCCCUGGUCCGCGGCGUCGUCGCCGCGGCAGCAGCUCCAGAGCCUGGUCCGCUACAUCAUGGGGAGCGGCGACGGGGCCGGGGUGGGCAGGAAGAGCAAGUCGGCGCGGGUGUCGCCACUGAGCCGGAAGCCCGCGAGCUUCGGCGGCAGCUCCUCCGCCGCCGCGUGGGGCAAGUCCUACUCCUUCGUCGGCACGGAGGAGUACGUGGCGCCGGAGAUGGUGCGCGGCGAGGGCCACGGCUUCGCCGUCGACUGGUGGGCCGUCGGCGUGCUCGCCUACGAGAUGGCGUUCGGGCGGACGCCGUUCAAGGGCCAGAACCGCAAGGAGACCUUCCGGAACGUGCUGCAGCAGGAGCUCGAGUUCCCGGGGGACACCCGGUGGCGGACGCCGGAGCUCGCGGACCUCAUCUCGGGCCUGCUGGAGCGGGACCCGAGGAGGAGGCUCGGGUACGCCGGCGGCGCCGACGAGGUCCGGGCCCACCCGUUCUUCGCCGGCGUCGCGUGGGACAUGCUCACGGAGGUGUCCCGCCCGCCCUACAUCCCGCCGCCGGCCGACGAGGACCUCGCGGACGUCGAAGGGUUCGACGUGAGGGGCCACUUCAAGGACCUUCACCAGCCGCCGCCUCCCAAGUCCGCGUCGGAGUCGUCCUCGUCCGAGUUCUCGACGGAGUUCUGACUCUGAGCUCGGGCUAGCUUCUUUUGCGCUUUGGUCCUCGGUAGAUUACUAUAUUGUAACCAGAGGGUCGAGGGUGUCUGUACUGUACAUACAUGGAGACGGGGAUGGUGCUGUAAAUUCGACGUAGAGUUGGUGUGGUUGUGCAAACAUUUUGGGAAGCGCGAGGGCUCGCCGGCGCACUGUGCUCGAGGCAUUUUCUUCGUGUAAUUUUUUUUCCGCUUGGCUUGCAAGCGAUCACCUGACUACCGAAGAAAAGAAAAAGGAUAACUUGAAUC
This is a messenger RNA of Zea mays, 1736 nucleotides long. RefSeq lists its product as uncharacterized. Gene Ontology annotation, molecular function: protein serine/threonine kinase activity; ATP binding. The transcript has a single exon. Lineage: Eukaryota; Viridiplantae; Streptophyta; Magnoliopsida; Poales; Poaceae. Gene Ontology annotation, biological process: protein phosphorylation. The record is from RefSeq and is marked validated. The coding region runs from base 133 to 1461 and encodes 442 amino acids.